CAAGCCCCAAGACCAUGCACUAAUACAAGCACUGGGACUGCAUGAUGCACCCGCGCAAGUACCAGGAUGAUGUGCUGCACACAUGCAAAGGCUACGACUUUCCAGGGCCCGCGUGGGGGGCCUUCGAGGUGGAUGUGUGGCCAGUGGAAGCCGUGGUACCAUUCGGUGGGACACUCCAGCUGAACUGCAGCACCACAUGCCUGGAUCCCAGCACCCGCGGCAGCCUGGAGACAUCCCUUACCAAGGGCCAGAGCAAAAAUGGGACUGGCUGGGUGGCCAUGGAGCUGGUGGAUGUCACAGAGUGGGAGUCUUCCCCCCUGUGCUACUUCAACUGCGGUGGCACCAAGAAGACAACAGCAGCACGGAUUUCACUGUACCGAGUGCCAGAGCAGGUGAUACUGGAACUGCCACCUGUGCUGGAGGAGGGCAAGACCUACCCUGUGACCUGCUGGGUGAGCAAUGUGGCGCCCAUGAGGAACCUCACUGUGACCCUGCAUCUCGGGGGCAAAGUGCUGCACGCGAACAUCCAGGGGGAUCCCAGGGUCGGUGCUACUAACAUCACAGCCACCUUCAACAUGACAGCGCAGCACGGGUACCAUGGGCAGGACAUUGCCUGCCACACAGAGCUGGACCUGCGGCCCCACGGGCCUCUCCUCAAGAACACCUCUGCCCCCAUCAACCUCAGUGUGUACACCUUCCCAGCAGCCCCACAGCUCCGAGCCCCCCACCGCGUGGAGGCUGACACAGAGGCAAACGUCAGCUGCUGGGCAUCUGGUAUCUUUCCGGCUGUGGUGGCCCAGGUCAGCCUGCGCCUUGGGAACCAGAGCCUGGAGGUCUCCAUCGCUACCUCAGGGGACAUGGUAACAGCCCAAGCCACAGUGCGGUUCCUGGAGCCUGGAAAGCAGGAGCUGCACUGUACUGUAUCCAUGGGGCCUGUCACCAGAGCCACUGAGGGCCGUGUGGAUGUUUAUCGCUUUCCUGCCCCCAUCCUGGAGCUCAGCGACCCUGAGCCCCUUGUGGGCACCAAUGUCACCCUGACCUGCCACUCCCCAGCCACCAACCCCCCUGGCGUGUGGCUGCAGUUGCAUGAGGCAGAGCAGAUCCUGGCAUCUGGGUCACAGCCCCAGCUCCAGCUCAUGGUGCACAAGGGGGACCAUGGUCGCCAGUUCAUGUGUGACGCAAAUCUCACUGUGGGCAGUGGGACCGUGGUGAAGAGAACAUCUGCUCAGCUCACCGUGCGCUCACCUCCAGAGCUGCCUGAGGCCAGCUGCCCAAGUACCCUGACAUGGGUGGAGGGGACGCAGCGCGCCCUCCACUGUGUGGCCACAGGGGUCCCAGCACCGGCCGUGGCCUGUUCCAAAGAUGGCAUGGAGCAGCAGGUGGGCACAGAGCUGCAGGUGACCCGUGACCACGCCGGCACCUACAUCUGCCAUGCCAGCAAUGCACUGGGCACCCAGAACCACAAUAUCAUGGUCCACGUGGAAUACCCGCCACAGAUGGAUGAUGCCGGAUGCCCCCCACAACGCACGUGGCUGGAGGGCCAGCAGCAACAGCUGGUGUGCGUGGCUGAUGCCAACCCCAAGGCCAACGUGGUCUGCAGCCUGGACGGACAGCCAUAUGACAUCACCCAGAAGCAAGGCACCAUGCGGGGCCAGGCUGGCAUCUACCAGUGCCGUGCCACUAACACCCAUGGAUCCACUGCCCGCAACGUCACUGUCAGGGUAGAGUAUGGGCCUGAGAUGGACGACACCAGCUGCCCACAGAACUGGACCUGGGUGGAGGGGCUGGAGGAAGCCCUCACCUGCAAGGCCCAGGGCAACCCCACACCCAGCAUCACCUGUAGCUGGAAUGGGCAGCACCAAGCCCUUGAGGUGCCACAGCUGGUCACAAGGGAGCAGAAUAGGACCUACAUGUGCAUCGCUGCCAACCAUCAUGGGAAUGUCACUCGGGCUGUGUCUGUCCGUGUAGAGUACAAACCUCACAUGGACGAGUUGAGCUGCCCCAGCCACCAGACGUGGCUGGAGGGGACAGAGCUGGCACUGGCCUGCAAAGCUGAUGGAGAGCCUCCUGCAUGGGUCCAAUGCACCCAGGAUGGGACCAUGCGGACACUGACUGGGUACCACAAUGCCUCCAGGAAUGACUCCGGCCUCUACUCGUGCAUGGCCACCAACAGCCACGGCUCAGCACAGAGGGCGGUCACCGUACAGGUGGACUACAGUCCCGUGGUCUUGGCCCUUGAUGUCCAGCCAUCCCCUACUGUCCUUCAGGGCUCUGACUUCAGCAUCCACUGCAGCGCUGAGGGCUCUCCAGUGCCCACUUAUAGCUGGGUGCUGCCCGUGGCCCCUAACCUCAACUACUCGGCUGACAACAGCACUGUGAUGAUAUUGGGCGCUGGGGCUCACAACUCUGGGUCUUAUGUCUGCACGGUUGCCAACUCCUAUGGUUCGCACAUUCGGAAUAUCACCAUCCAGGUGGCAAGAGGUUGGCAGUACGACCUGACAGUGGUGGCGAUUGUGGUUGUUGUGGUGCUGGCUCUGGUUGGGACAGGCGGCUUCAUUUACUACCUCAAGACCACUGCCUGCAAGAAGGGUGAGUACAACGUCCGUGAUGCAGAGAACUCCUCUGAAGCCACCUGCCUGCACCGCGAGCCGCCGGCUGAUGGGGAGGUCUACGGCAUCCAGCUCACCCAGACCUGAGUGGGCCAGGAGCCAGCCUGACCCCUCCUGCUCUGCCCUGUCCUGGCCAGCAGCCCACAGCUCUCCAAGCCCCUUGGAUCCCUGCUGGGCUCCUGUUCUGCAGCUUGUGGCCCUCCACAGGGGCUGGGCACUGUUGGCUCUGCACUGCUUCUGCCAUUUCUCUCCUGCUCUCUCUGACUUUGGGAGGGAACUUUUGGCCUCAGUGAUACCUGACAAGACGCCAGGAGAUGCCUGUCUUCACAGGAUGUGCCGGGAUAUUGUGUUGGGGUUCCCAGGGGUGGAGCUGGCAGCCCUCACUCCACCACCCACAGCACUGAGGUGCAAUGAGUCAGUCAGGUCUCCGCUGCAUCCCUGGCAGGUCCCUUGCACCCCCCACCCUCCCCUAAUGUCCAAAGCAACUUUCACUUCCUCAAGUCCUGAAAACUCAUGCCAGGAGGUCCCCUUCCCUGCAGCGCUGGUCACUGCUCACUCCUGGUCCCAGCCUGGGACCAGGGACCCCCAGUUCCCCCAGACAGUCUCCUCAGAGGUCUCCUUGGCCAGAGAAGCUGCAGAUUCUCCAUCAAUGGAGGGGUUCAAGGAGAGGCUGGAUAGCCCCAGCUGGGGAGGAUCUAGGUGCAGCGAUGCCUGUGCUCUGCUGUGGAGAUUUCUGAGGCAUCAGGGCUUUGCUGGUUGCCUUCUCCCCUUUUUCUGCUACCUGUAUCAGGGUUUUUAAGCCUCCCCCAGAGGCGUUGGCUGUUGGCUGCAGCCCAGGCUGGGGGUGGUGGCUGGGCUGUGCCAAUGCUGGGACCAAAGCCUGAAGUUCCUGGCUAGAGGGUCUUGCCCCUCUGCUCAGGUCAGACCAACACCAGAUUUGGGGUCAGGAAGGAUUUUAACCCAUGGUCAGAUCGGUAUGGACUUGGGGGGAGGGGGGGGGGUUGCCUUUCUCUGCAGCAGGGCCAUGGCCUCUGCCUGACAUCUCUUGAAUGUAUAUGAAUCCCCUUUACAGCAGCAGGAUGUUGGUGGCAACAGCCACCCUGCUGUCCCUGGGGCAAUGUCUGGUGCUGUGUCAGGGGUGACUUGUGUUGCUCAGAGGUCAGACCGUGGGUUUGUCUCAGAUGGUUUGGAUAGGGCUGCUCCUGCCUCAGGCGGGGGUUUGGACUCAGUGUGCCCUCCGGAGGUCCCUGCCAGCACCACUUCUCCAUGACUGUAUGAAUGCUGUGAACACAGCUCCAGCCCAGGGCUGAGCAGAGCUGCUGCAUUACUGACAACUCUUGAGGGGCAAGAAGAUUCUCCCUGUGCUGGCUGGGGGUGGGGGACGGGCCGCGUGCGUUAUUUGCUGCCCGCCUGGUCUCUAGCAGCUGCUGCCUUCCACGUGGCGGGGAUGUCUCAGGGAUGCACCUGCAGCGAUGGGGGGAGCAGAGAAACACCCCCCACCAUGGCCUCAGCUUGUGGGUGGCGCAACCUCUCCUAGCAGCUGAGACCUGAGUCCUCUGGGGCUGAGGGUGCUCUGGGAGCUGGAGCACUGACACCUACCCUGCUGCCUUGGACCAGCCCCCAGCGUGGAUCUGCCUGGCACAAGGGUAAGCUCUGACUUCCCUUCGCGGGGGAACUGUGGGAACGGCCCAGACAGCCUCAGGCUGGUGCCUCGCCUGCCCAGUGCUACUAGUUCUUGAUGCAACUGCCAGAGGCCCCUUUUUUCUCCCACUAUUGCACAAACAAAACAGGCAGCACUCAGGCUCCCUCCCCUGCCUUGGGCCCAGGCCCAGCCUGUCCUGGGACUGGGUUUGAGUCUAGUGUCUUCCUAGAUGCACUGGGUUCAGAGCCUGGUAUGGGAAGAAGAGGUCAACCUGGAUUUUCUCCGUUCAAACCUGGGGCAGCCAAACUGUUGCUUUGCUGCUUCCUUGCACUUGCCGUGGGCUGGGAGGGAGAACACAGGCACCUUGGGGCAGAGGGAGACCAGGGUGUUCCUUGGUGUACACUAGAUCAGCCCAGAUGCUGCUGACUUGGCUCUCUGGCUUGGUGCUUCUCUGUGGGCCCUGAGCAGUGGAUGACCUGCUCUGGUCCCCUCCAGCCUCUGCCCCUGCUCCAUGGGGGAGCUCUCGGGAGGCUGUUGGGGGGGGGGGCAUGGGGUGCUCCAACAGGAGUGGGGUCUGACAGGGGAGUCCACUGAUGGGAGGCUUAUGGGGUGCUCUGUGUGU
Alligator sinensis (Chinese alligator) is the source of this 4873-nucleotide messenger RNA. It is a transcript of the gene ICAM5, whose product is annotated as intercellular adhesion molecule 5. Gene Ontology annotation, biological process: cell-cell adhesion. Lineage: Eukaryota; Metazoa; Chordata; Crocodylia; Alligatoridae. The record is from RefSeq and is a predicted model, not a curated record. The transcript is spliced from 11 exons. Bases 42 to 2696 code for a protein of 884 amino acids. Gene Ontology annotation, cellular component: membrane. Gene Ontology annotation, molecular function: integrin binding.